CGCAGGGGAUAAAAAAAUUGAGUAGGAUAUUUUAAACUUUUAGAAGGAUAAUGGUACGAACUCCGGUGGAAGCAAUAUGGACGCUUCAAUAGUCCCAUCUCCUAAGCUCCCGCCUCCCCACUUCGAACCUAACACCGAAAACAUCAAACGGAGGCUUCUCCGGAAAGGCGUUUACCCUACUCCCAAAAUCGUUAGAACUCUCAGGAAAAGGGAAAUUCUCAAACAUAACCGCAAAACUAAACAACCCCAGCCUGAAACCCCAUCCCUCUCCGCUUCCGACCUCCAGUCUUUGGCUGAAGAGUCUCACUUUUUAACCCUAAAACGCGAGUACAGACGCUUCUCCGAAGCUCUCAACCCCAAAAGGGAGCGCCAAAGUCCUUCCUUGGCGGGAAAACCAUGGGAGAGAAUCGAGGGACCCAAACUCCGGGACCUCGUUUCAGAAAACGAAGAGCUCCACGGGGAGAGCUUGAAGAGACAGAACCUUAAAGAACUCAGAGAAAUGUUCGAAGAGGAUCUCCGUUGGGUCCUGGAGGAUGAUGUUGACGUGGAAGACGAUGAUUGUCUGUUACCCACUGAAAAGCAAAUGCAGGACUUGGACACUUCAAAACGUUGGCGUAACGAGAAAGAAGCAAUUCGAUUCCUUGUUGACAGGUUAAGUGAGAGGGAGAUAACGGAAAGGCAUUGGAAAUUUGUAAGGAUAAUGAAGCAAUCAGGGUUGCAAUUUACAGAGUGGCAGUUACUUAGGAUUGUUGAAGGACUUGGAAAGAACGGGAAAUGGAGGCAGGCAAUGGCCAUUGUCCAAUGGCUGUAUGGUAAUAAGGAGCGUAAAGAUUUCAAAAGCAGGUUUGUUUACACAAAACUGUUGUCAGUUCUUGGGAAGGCGAGACGACCCCAGGAAGCUCUUCAGAUUUUCAAGCUGAUGCUUGGAGACUGCCUUAUAUAUCCCGAUUUAGCUGCAUAUCACAGUAUUGCUGUUACAUUGGGGCAAGCUGGUCUUUUGAAGGAAUUGCUGAACAUAAUCGAGUGCAUGAGACAGAAACCUUCUAAAAGAAUUAAAAAUAUGCGACGCAAGAACUGGGAUCCUGUGCUUGAACCUGAUCUGGUUGUAUAUAAUGCGGUUCUGAAUGCUUGUGUCCCACUGCAUCAGUGGAAGGGUGUUUCCUGGGUGUUUGAACAGCUUAGAAAGAGUGGUCUGAGACCUAAUGGAGCGACAUAUGGGCUUGCAAUGGAGGUAAUGUUGCAAUCUGGGAAGUAUGAUUUGGUCCAUGAGUUUUUUAGAAAAAUGAAAAGGAGCGGAGAAGCUCCAAGAGCACUUACUUACAAAGUCCUUGUCAAAGCUUUUUGGGAGGAAGGAAAGAUUAAUGAAGCUGUGGAAGCGGUCCAGGAUAUGGAACGGAGGGGAGUAAUUGGAACGGCCAGUGUCUACUAUGAGCUAGCCUGCUGUCUUUGCAGAAAUGGAAGGUGGCAAGAUGCUAUGAUAGAGGUGGACAAGAUUAAAAGACUAUCUACUAGGAAACCUUUGGAGAUCACCUUCACUGGUUUGAUAAUGGCUUCCCUGGAUGGUGGAUAUGUUGAUGAUUGCAUUUCCAUAUUUCAAUACAUGAAAGACCAUUGUGCACCCAACAUAGGAACCAUAAAUGCAAUGCUUAAAGUGUAUGGCCAGAAUGAUAUGUUUUCUAAAGCCAAAGAGUUGUUUGAAGAAACCAAUAAAGCUAAAUCUGGUCCUUAUAGUUCCCUGAAUGAUAAGUUUGGUAACCUUAUCCCUGAUGGCUUCACUUAUAGCUUAAUGCUGGAGGCGUCUGCUAGUGCUCACCAAUGGGAAUAUUUUGAGUAUGUCUAUAAGGAGAUGGCUCUCUCUGGAUAUCAGCUAGAUCAAAGUAAACUUCCAAUUCUACUUGUGGAAGCAUCCAGAGCUGGAAAGUGGUAUCUAUUAGAACAUGCCUUUGAUGCCUCUUUGGAAGGUGGAGAGAUUCCACAUCCUCUGAUCUUCACUGAGAUGUUGAUACAAGCUACUUGGCGAAGUAAUUAUGAGAAGGCUGUCACCUUGGUCAACACCAUGGCUCAUGCUCCAUUUCAAGUUAGUGAAAAGCAGUGGACUGACCUUUUUUUGAAAAAUAGAGAUAGGAUUACUCAAGGUUGUUUAGUGAAACUGUUUGAUGCACUCUCCAGUUCUGAGUUAUCAUCUGAAAUCACAGUCUCAAACUUGUUAAGAUCUCUGCAAUCUCUUUGUGGAUCUGCCCCGUCUACCAGUUCCAUGUCCUUUGGUAACUUUGGGGAAAGUUAUGGUAGUGAGAGAUUAAAUAUUCCAAGUAUUUCCGGGAAUGAGAAAGGAAAAGCAGCCACAUAUCCUCCAUUAAAAGCAACUGAUACAUCAUUUGCUAUGUUGUCUCUUACCAAUGCUGGAAAGAACGAAGAGGGUGGUGUCGAUGCAGAUGAUAGUGCAUCCAAAAAACACAGCUGCACAGGGGAUUUUGCUAAUGAUGUUACAUCUGGUGAGCCUACUAAUGGUUCAGGUAAGCAGGUCCCUUUGUUAAACCUAGAUGAGUAUACCGAAGAUACCGAUGAGGCUGAAACCGACCUUCCAGUUGAUGGCAAUACUGACAUGGAUUUGCUAAUCGAUGAGGAUAGUGAUUCUCUUACGUCAAAAUUGCCUUCUGCACAAGAAAUAUUGGAAUCAUGGAAGAAAAGCAGGGAAAGUGAUGGGAUAUACUUCCCUUUCCAUCUUGGGCAGAAGUGAGUGGAACCAUUUCCAUAGCAUUCUCAGAACUGAAGUUUUGGGAUUAAAGAACAGGUCGGCACCCAGAGGCAGAGGUGAGGAUCUUCGAGGGGAAGAGAAUGAAGCAGAAACAGAAGUAUUUCCCCGGAAGUGGGUCCUAUAGAGUAAUCCUAUUAUCAACACUUCAACUUCUUAGGGAGAUAUUGGCAACAGAUCUAACAUUCUAGGCAAGCAGUGUUAAACUUGAUUGAUGUAAAGGUCGAGGCUUAGGCAAUGGGAGAGGAAGUAUUGCAGGAGCAGAUUAGAAAGCAAAAUGGUAACAGUUGAUGUGUGUGUAUAUAUAUAUAUAUAUAUAAUGUGGAUAAGAACUUGGCUAAUGGCUGAGCUCUUAAAGGGUUUGAAUAUUAGAAAUUUGCUUUUCAUGUCUUAAUUGCCAAAUUUAUGAUAUACUGGUUAUUUUUUUGUCUA
This is a messenger RNA of Gossypium raimondii (Peruvian cotton), 3184 nucleotides long. RefSeq names its product pentatricopeptide repeat-containing protein At5g67570, chloroplastic. The coding region runs from base 77 to 2737 and encodes 886 amino acids. Gene Ontology annotation, molecular function: protein binding. Gene Ontology annotation, biological process: chloroplast organization. The record is from RefSeq and is a predicted model, not a curated record. The transcript has 9 exons. NCBI's taxonomy places the organism in Eukaryota, Viridiplantae, Streptophyta, Magnoliopsida, Malvales, Malvaceae. Gene Ontology annotation, cellular component: chloroplast.